Messenger RNA from Nothoprocta perdicaria, 3647 nucleotides. It is a transcript of the gene GOLM1, whose product is annotated as golgi membrane protein 1. The coding region runs from base 20 to 1246 and encodes 408 amino acids. NCBI's taxonomy places the organism in Eukaryota, Metazoa, Chordata, Aves, Tinamiformes, Tinamidae. The record is from RefSeq and is a predicted model, not a curated record. Gene Ontology annotation, cellular component: Golgi apparatus. The transcript has 9 exons.
CACUGUUGUUUGUUUUGAAAUGAUAGGGCUUGGGAACAGCUGCCGAGGGAUGAAGUCUCCACCUCUUCUCGUGGCUGCGCUCCUGGCAUGUAUCAUUGUCUUGGGAUUCAACUACUGGAUCGCCAGCUCUCGCAGCGUGGAUUUGCAGAAUCAGGUCUUGGAACUGGAAGUCAGAGUGCGCAGAGCAGCAGCAGAGAGGGGCGCAGUUGAGCUGAAGAAGAACGAAUUCCAAGGAGAGCUGGAGAAGCAGCGAGAGCAGAUUGAUAAAAUCCAAUCCUUACACAGCUUUCAGAUGGAAAAUGCCAACAAAGUAUAUCAGGAAGAGAAGGCAACACUGAUGAAUAACAUCACAACAAAUGAGCGAUUGAUCCACACUCUACAAGAUCAUUUGAAGGAGCUACAGACAGAAUACGGAAAGCUGCAGCUGGAUGUUUACCGGUUUCAGAAGAACCAAACGAACCUUCAGAGAAAGUUCUCGUAUGAUCUGUCACAAUGCAUUAAUCAGAUGAAAGAAUUAAAAGAACAAUGUGAAGAAAGAAUAAGUGAGCUUACAAAAAAGAGCAAUGAUGUACCAAAGGACAGAGAAAACAAGGAAGCCUCAGAAGAUUCCAAGAAGAAUCCCCAGGUUAAUGCUCAGCUGCCCACCUUUAAGCAAGGGGAGUUCCAGCAGACUGUUGUGGAAAAGCCGAAGGCUGAUGGAGACCUACCCAGAGUAGCACCUACAGCAAGAAGGGCAGACUCUCCUCAACCUAAAGAUGCCGGCCCUGUCGUGGUCGGGAAGCGGGCGCCGGGCGCGGCGGAGGCGGAGGCGGCCCCUGCGAGCGCGCCCGGGCCGCAGCCCCGCCACGGCUCGCCCGCGGCCUCCGCACGCCCCGCCGAGGCCAAGGGCGGAGCGGGCCGCGAGGCCGCGGCGCCCACCGCAAAGCACCGCGACGGCGGCAACGGCCACAACGGCGACGGCGGCAACAAUGGCGGUGACGACGAGGUGGAGCGGGAGCAGCUCCUUGGCUACGACGGCCGGCAGGGGGACCCGCGCGCUGAGGAGCACAAUGACAAACAAGGACAUGAAGCACUGAACAAGGACCAAGAGGUUGACUAUGAUUUAGAUGAGAAUGAAGCUGAAUCUGAAACAGAGAAGCAAGCUGCGCUUACAGGAACUGAAAAUAACUUAAAUGUUCCAAACCAGGAAGAUAAUGAUGUGAAGAACCACUUACUUGAUCAAGGCAAAGAACGGCAGAAGUUGUGAAUAACGGAGGUUCAUGAUGACUUAGUCACCUCUGCAUCAAUGAUGACAGCCAAAUGAUUUGAGAAUCUUUCAAUUACCUUCUCAAAGCUUAACAUGGAUUCAUAUGAAGUAUUUUUUGUUGUUGUGAAGUUCUAGAACUGUUUAAGUGGUGGAAAAACUAUCUUAAAUCUCUGGUGGCUUCUUUCAAAGCAGCCAGGCCUCUGUUAAAAGUCUUUCUUUCCUCCUGAUUAUAGAACUGAAACUAGCUAGCAAUAACUAUAGUAAUUUUGAAGUCAAAUACCUUGUACAAUCAUACUGUGAUAAGAGCUUGUGUGUGUUGGUGGUAGGUGGGAAAGAGUACUCUGCCUGAGCAAUGCAAUAGAGAUCCCCAACCUAGCUUUAAGAGGACAUUAGACUAACACACUUUGACAAAACAUGUGAAAAGGAGAUAAAUUGUCCCAUUCUGCUGUCUACUCUCAUCGCAGUUCUGGAGCCUUUUAUACUUCAAUGUAGGUAGGAAGGUUUUUGGGUCUCGUAGACCAGAUAUGUGAGCUUAUGAGGUCUCUACCAAGAUCUUGUCAUUGUACUGGUUUAUUUCGUAGCUUUUAGCUGAUAACAGUAUCUUCACUGUUCACUGUUCACUGAAAGUGUAUAACACUUUCACAAUAAGAUUAACCUAGCUCUAUAGGAAUUUUUUUUUGAAAGUAGUGUUUGUUGGACUCCUCAUUUGCACAACUUGCACAACUUCAGAGCGCAAAAGCUCUGUCAAAUUGACUCCUGAACUUUUGAUGAGAGGUGCCUUCUGACAUGGUGUGUUGUCUCUACCUUUUAUUCCACCCAGGCAGUAUCUUGUGCUAAAAAGUAGAGAGGCAAAUACUUGAUAAACUAAGCAAAUUGCCCCUUGUACUCUUGAGGAAGGUAAACUAGACUAUGCAUUUAACAGACAUUCAGUGUUUCCAACAGGGAAAGUUGUAAGUGUUGUGAAGUGCUGUGUGAUGCACAAUGUUGUUCAUGUUCUGUAGUUGUCAUUUUCUUUUGCAACUUAGUGAAGGUAAACUAGAAACUAGUUUACUGGGGAUAAACCAGAAAUACUCUCAACUACCACUAAGACACUCUUAGGAACCCCAGCUGCCUGCCUUCGGUCAGGCAUCUGCUACAAGGAGGGAUUUUCAAAGCUGAUGAGGUCCCGUCAUGACUUAAAUACUUCUGAGCGCUUCUGUGACGUUAUGCUAAUCCCAGCUGUUACUCGGUUGCUCAUAAGUUUGGGCCAGAGUUUACCUCUAAACUUCCGGGACAGAAACUAUGGGGAGUUGUUUCCCAGUAUUUGGUGCUGCUGAUGGCAGUACACCAUGCCGUAUUCUAGAUAGGUUGCAGGGCAAAAAGAAACCAUUUUUAACUGCACUUUGUAUAAAUUGGUCAUUUUAAGUAUUGCAUUUGUGCCUGUUCUUAGGAAAAGCCUAAGAUCCAUCUUCUAUAUAGAUCCAUCUUUGGGAGAAUGAACCAGCCUAAACAUCGCAGCAUGAAAGAAGAAAGAAGACAUGACUAACUUCCCCACUUAAAUUAUGAAACUUAAAUUUCAUUUAAGCAAGUCAUGACUGUGUUUUAAUGUGCUUUUUGAUGAUCAUUAUCACUGUGUGUCGUUAUUCUAGUGUGCUAGUUUACAGCUCCUGUAUCUUAAGAUGGCUAAGUGUGCAAGUAGAGUUCAGUUUUCUUACAUACAUGAAGAGUAGUAGUUUAAAAGAGCAAAAAAACCAGGAUCCACAUUCAAUCUUACCUAUUAUGUCUAAAUUCACAGUUUACCACUGAGACUGCCUAGUUUAAUGUUAAUUAGUCUAAAGAAGGCACUGACCUCUGUUACUGAGUUCAUCCUGGUUAGUGUGUUUUUGACUUCUUAAGCUGGAUUUACAAGUGCUAGACUUUUUUUUUUUUUAAGGAAGAUGAGCAUCUCUUCUAAAAAAGACAAGUAAUGAGAAAGUUGAGACGUUUCUGUUUUGUUGAAUUUUGCUUUGAAAUAUUUUUCUGUAAACCAAGGUACAACUUAUAAAAAUGCUUACACAGAUUCCAAAUAAAACAGACAUUAAGACUUAACUUAUACUAUCAGUUGAGGUAAAAUCAAUCUGAAAUUUAAAAGUGAUUGUUAAGCAACAUUCAUGCUAGUAAAAUUCAGCACUACAUUCAAAUUGAAUGUAGUUUAAACUACUACUUAAACUACUUAAACUGCAAAAAUCCUAGGAAAAAAAUAAUCAUAAAAUUCUUCUAAAAACACUUUUGUUGGCUGCACUUCUGUAAAAUAGCUGAACUUUUCUGGGAUCUUUUGUAGACACUUGAUGGUGCCUCCUCAUAACCAGGACAGCCUUGUCCUGUCUCUCAAUAGCAGGUGUCUGAAAGCCCAUCUAAAAGCAGUGUUCAAGAAUACAAAGGA